CAUCGGCUUCUGAUCCAACGGUCGAAAACAACCACAAAUUGCUUCAAGAGGGGGUCCAACCUCGUUCGUUACCGCACUCCCGUGGUGACGCGCAUUCCAGAGCUGCAUUUCUUGCGACCAAGAAACUCCUGAUGGCGGAGAUUGAGUUGAAAACUGCACCAGCUGAUUUUCGCUUUCCCACAACAAAUCAGACGAGGCACUGUUUCACUCGUUACAUUGAAUAUCACAAGUGUUUGAAUGCUAAAGGUGAAGAUGCUGCUGAGUGUCAAAAAUUUGCCAGAUACUAUAGAUCUCUAUGCCCAGUGGAAUGGGUUGAGAGGUGGAAUGAACAAAGGGAGAAUGGCACUUUUCCGGGUCCCCUCUAAAUGACCAAUUCAUAGAACUGUUCUGCUCUUGAGCACUGUUUUCCUAGAUUCCUAGUGCUGGUCCAGACCUGUAGUUUGCUUUUCUGCUACAGAAUUCUUGUCACUGAUUGCAUGACAGCUUUUAUUUGCGAUGCUUUGAACAUUCUGCUCGAAUAAGAUUGAUAUAAGGUUGUCUGCAAAUA
Molecule: messenger RNA, 547 nt
Organism: Phoenix dactylifera (date palm)
Lineage: Eukaryota; Viridiplantae; Streptophyta; Magnoliopsida; Arecales; Arecaceae
Product: cytochrome c oxidase subunit 6b-3-like
Cellular component (GO): mitochondrion; respiratory chain complex IV
Source: RefSeq, a predicted model, not a curated record